Molecule: messenger RNA, 759 nt
Organism: Mytilinidion resinicola
Lineage: Eukaryota; Fungi; Ascomycota; Dothideomycetes; Mytilinidiales; Mytilinidiaceae
Exons: 3
Coding region: 1-759 (252 amino acids)
Source: RefSeq, a predicted model, not a curated record
AUGGCGACGCCCACCUUUCUCCACGAUGUAUUGCACCUCGUUGAGCGCAACGGUAGCCAGUCCGUGCCAGCAGACCUCGCCGGCGACAUUAUUCGCGGUGCAUUGACGUUCGUCCUGAAGACGCAGCACACUCCCGUCUUCCUCGAAGGUCGUCCGCGGGAGCGAUACCAAGCAGUGGUGCGAGAGACUUUACGUUCUGUCAAGGCCAGCGGAGAAAUAAAAGCUCAACUAUCUCCUGAAUCUCGAACUGCUAUAGAGACACAAGCUACCUUGCGGUGUCUGUGCAAGUUGAAAUACAACGCUAGUCGCCACAGUCAAGAAGUCAUCACUUGGGCGCAAAAUGUGACAGAAGAGAUCAACUUAGCGCUGACAGCAGUCCUCGGGUUAGAAUCUGGUGGACUCGCUACGCAAAUGAGCUCCGUCGUCCUCUCCCGGAACCGGGCAUUCGUCUGCUUCGAUGUAUACAUUGAGGGGUGCGACCACCUAAUUCGAGCAGAGAUUGACUCAAGCUGCGAGCGGCCUAUAUAUUAUGUCCAGAAGAAGGAGGACACCUUUCUCGUACGACGCGAACCGAGCAUGGAUGCAUAUGUCGCAAGUAGAUUGUUGCACAUUCAGAGCGUAGACGCAGGACCCCGGCCAUACUUCAUAGAUGAAAGCAACCCGCCGGUCUACGAUAAUGGAAGUCGGCUCGAAGCACCAGUGGACGAGGAGCUGAAAGAGUUAGAUUGUAAGGCAGAGAAGGACUGCGACGAUGGCUAG